UAGAAUCUAGAUAGACGUAGCACACACAUAUAUACCUACUUCUUAUUUACUUAGUUACUUACUUUGCACAGUCCUAGAUUUUAUUUAAUAGUGUUUUUAUACCGCCCUCUGUAGCCUGGCCGGCCCCCUAUACAUACAAAGCAGGCUUCCCCAUCCCCGGACUUCCUCGCCUCGUUUUUUCUUCACUUCUAUGAUAUACGGGUGACUGCCACUCGCUCUUAUAGAGGCUAGGUGGUAAUACCAAACCAAACCAAACCGUACCGUACCUUAUCUUGACUCAACUUAUAUCUCCCUUCGUUACAGGGUCGACCCUUGUUGUCUAAGACACUCAGGGCAAGCCAAGCAAGCAAGCAAGCAAGGCUGUUAGCAGUGGCUUCGCCCCCAAACAUUCGACCUCCAGCGUUUCUUCUUCCAGACAUAAAAGGAAGCUUGCACCCCCCCCCCCCCCCCACCAUGAACCAGCGCCCAGAACUACGACGGAGCGGGUCCUUCGACUCGGACACGUCCUUGUUCUACUCGGUGCGCUCGGGAGAUUCGGCGUACUCGGUCUGGUCGUCUUCCGAGUCCGACUCCUUCGUCUGGAGGGACGACCCCUUGGGGUUCUACGGGGUCGGCGGGGCCGUUACGCGGUACGUCGACGACCGUGACGACCAGCGCAAACGGUUCGCCGCGCACGUUUUGAGCGGGCCCUUUGCCCAGUUCUACAAGAAGAAGCGACACGCGAGCUCUCACGCUGCUCGGCCGGGUCGCAGCACGCACAGCUCGCGCUCCAGCUCGCGCUCCAGCACAAACAGUGUUAGUCCAGGAAGAGGCCACCAUCACGAGCCCCGCUUCCAACCGCGGCCUCCUAGCGCCGGGCCUCAGUACCAUCAGGAGCAGUUUCACGAGGAGCAGUUCCAAGAAGAGCAUUUCCACGAGGCACCCUUCCACCAGCCGCCUUUCCAUCCAGGUUUCCACGGAGGACCACCCCCUCCCCCGCCGCCACCACCACCCGCUGCUGCACCCGCCGGGUUCGAAGGCGGCUUCAUCCAGCUCGGCGGUCCCGGCGGUCCCAGCGGUCCACCACCGCCACCUCCAGACCCAGUCUGGGGCAACGACGCAGGCUACGGGCCCGGAGUACACGUUUACGAUUAAUGACUAUGACGACCAAGUGUUGUGACGUGGAACACCUCUACUGUAAUGUUCACGUAUGACCAGGAGGAUCUCAUGACUGCACGGAAUGGACAAGACGGGUUCUAUUUUAUUAUAUUCAGCGGUCUUUGGGUGGAUGUUUGUUUGUUUAUUUGUCUGUCUGGGGGUGUACGGCGUUUACGAGGGCUUCGUAUUGGGAGAGAAGAUGUAUAUGUUCUUGAGCAGCAUGCCAGCCAACCAGUUCUGCGACGAAUCGCAGAGAAAAACAACAGUGAGCAGUCACGAGGACGAAGUCGUUCCUUGCAAAUGAAUAUACCUAAUCAGCUAGGUUAAGAGGCAGAAAGAGUAAUGAUCCAUCCAUUCAGGUACCCAGCACACGGAUGGAUGGUCGGCGGGUAGCGGGUAGCGGGUAGCGGGUAGCGGGCAG
Molecule: messenger RNA, 1558 nt
Organism: Daldinia decipiens
Lineage: Eukaryota; Fungi; Ascomycota; Sordariomycetes; Xylariales; Hypoxylaceae
Exons: 1
Coding region: 454-1134 (226 amino acids)
Source: RefSeq, a predicted model, not a curated record